Molecule: messenger RNA, 1072 nt
Organism: Polyodon spathula (Mississippi paddlefish)
Lineage: Eukaryota; Metazoa; Chordata; Actinopteri; Acipenseriformes; Polyodontidae
Exons: 2
Coding region: 75-938 (287 amino acids)
Source: RefSeq, a predicted model, not a curated record
GGGGUUGAGCACAGAGAGUCAGGACAGCAUGCCAGCAGCUUCAUACACAGACCAGGGAGGACAGUCAGGACAGCAUGCCAGCAGCUUCAUACACAGACCAGGGAGGAGAGUCAGGACAGCAUGCCAACAGCUUCAUACACAGACCAGGGAGGAGAGUCAGGACAGCAUGCCAACAGCUUCAUACACAGACCAGGGAGGAGAGUCAGGACAGCAUGCCAACAGCUUCAUACACAGACCAGGGAGGAGAGUCAGGACAGCAUGCCAGCAGCUUCAUAAACACACCAGGGGGGGAGAGUCAGGACAGCAUGCCAGCGGCUUCAUACACAGACCAGGGGGGAAGAGUCAGGACAGCAUGCCAGCAGCUUCAUACAGACAGGGGGGAGAGUCAGGACAGCAUGCCAGCAGCUUCAUACACAGACCAGGGAGGAGAGUCAGGACAGCAUGCCAGCAGCUUCAUGAACACACCAGGGGGGGAGAGUCAGGACAGCAUGCCAGCGGCUUCAUACAGACAGGGGGGAGAGUCAGGACAGCAUGCCAGCAGCUUCAUACACAGACCAGUGGGGAAGAGUCAGGACAGCAUGCCAGCAGCUUCAUACAGACAGGGGGGAGAGUCAGGACAGCAUGCCAGCAGCUUCAUACACAGACCAGUGGGGAAGAGUCAGGACAGCAUGCCAGCAGCUUCAUACACAGACCAGGGGGGAGAGUCAGGACAGCAUGCCAGCAGCUUCAUACACAGACCAGUGGGGAAGAGUCAGGACAGCAUGCCAGCAGCUUCAUACAGACAGGGGGGAGAGUCAGGACAGCAUGCCAGCAGCUUCAUACACAGACCAGUGGGGAAGAGUCAGGACAGCAUGCCAGCAGCUUCAUACAGACAGGGGGGAGAGUCAGGACAGCAUGCCAGCAGCUUCAUACACAGACCAGGGUGGAGAACAAGCUAGGAACUUCACACACACACACUAACAUGCCUCAACAUCUACAUAUUGCUAUUGGAUCCUGCUAUCAACACUAAAUACACAGGUGAACAGUCAUAACAACAUGUCAUCAGCUUUACACACACACACACACACACACA